Messenger RNA from Rangifer tarandus platyrhynchus (Svalbard reindeer), 306 nucleotides. The record is from the annotation of a GenBank genome assembly. NCBI's taxonomy places the organism in Eukaryota, Metazoa, Chordata, Mammalia, Artiodactyla, Cervidae.
AUGAUGAUGUUUUUUUCCAAUUUUCCAUUCUCAUGGAUUCGCCAUUCUUUGAUCACUUUAGCUCUCAAUAUUAUCAUUGUUUUACUGGCGAUAUAUGUUCCUGACAUUAGGAAUGUAUUUGGUAUAGUUGGUUCCAGUACAUCAACAUGUUUGAUUUUUGUGUUCCCAGCACUGUUUUAUCUUAAAAUGAGCAGAGAGGAUUUUCUCUCACAGAAAAAGUUGGGGGCAUUUGUUUUGCUCAUCUUUGGUAUUUUGGUUGGUAAUUUUAGUUUAGCACUCAUUAUUUUUAAUUGGAUUAAUAAAUGA